Molecule: messenger RNA, 512 nt
Organism: Racocetra persica
Lineage: Eukaryota; Fungi; Glomeromycota; Glomeromycetes; Diversisporales; Gigasporaceae
Source: the annotation of a GenBank genome assembly
CUGGACAUGAAACAACUAGUAAUGCAUUAUCUUGGGCACUAUACUUUCUUGCAAAAUAUCCAGAUGUUCAGAAUCAUCUUCGAAAAGAAUUACUGGACGUAUUUAUUGAUCGAAAUCAUUUUCCAACAUUUGAUGAAAUUGAACCUUUAAAAGAUGAAACUAUGAAUGGAUACUUUAUUCCAAAGAAUACUCCAUUGGUAAUUUCAGUUUAUUCAAUCCAUCAUGAUCCCUUAAUUUGGGGUGGUGAUGCAGAACAUUUUAAUCCAUCUCGGUGGCUUGAUCCAGAAAUAAAAGCAAAAAUAUCAAAUAAUACUUUCUUCCCUUUUGGCGCUGGCCCAGCAAGUUGCUUAGGAAUGAAAAUGGCUCAAUUGGAACUUAAAUUCAUUUUAUCCAUAAUUAUUAGAAAUUUUGAGUUUAGAUUAGUUGAAGGUUUUACUUUUCAAAAGAAAACUAUUGUUGUAACUAGACCUGAACCUGGAAUUGAUUUAUGGGUUUCAAAUGUGAAUUAUUAA